Drosophila pseudoobscura is the source of this 1730-nucleotide messenger RNA. RefSeq names its product zinc finger protein 311. The record is from RefSeq and is a predicted model, not a curated record. The coding region runs from base 34 to 1443 and encodes 469 amino acids. Gene Ontology annotation, biological process: regulation of DNA-templated transcription. Gene Ontology annotation, molecular function: DNA-binding transcription factor activity, RNA polymerase II-specific; RNA polymerase II cis-regulatory region sequence-specific DNA binding. Lineage: Eukaryota; Metazoa; Arthropoda; Insecta; Diptera; Drosophilidae. The transcript has a single exon.
CAUAUCGGAGGACGAACGAUCUAACCACCAACCAUGCUAAAGAGCCUCAAAGCGGACACCUACGCCGGCAUGGCCAAUGCCAAAUGCGGCGAGAUCUACUUCCAGAGCCUGGACAGUUUUCGCAUCGAUUGUGCCUUUUGUGAAAUGAAGAGCUUUGUGUUUAAUGACUUUCUGCUGCACGUCCAGAACGUCCACUUUGAGAACGGCCUGCUCAGGACAGAGCUGGAGGAGUUCAAGGAGGAGAAAGAACCGUCGGAGGCCUCGCCAGUUCCCCCUGAGCCACAAGUAAACACCUUUGCGUGGCACAAAAUCGAACGUGACAAUGAUGAAGAUGACCUGGGCAGUGACAGUGAGUAUGAAUUUCUGACGGACGAGGAGAACAAUGAUCCCGAUCCCGUCAGGGUCAUUCUGAAAUGGGAUAAUUCCAAUGCAACCACACUGGACUCUUCGCGCCAAAUGCGCUCUGCCAAAGUGGACUACAAGGAAGAGUCCGACCCAGAGGGCGACGACUGUACAAUCGACCUAGAUAUGGAUAUAGAUCUAGAUCUGGACAAUCCCGACGAGUCGACGACCAAGAAACCACAUUCCUGCCCGCACUGUGACAAGACCUAUCAGGAGCAGAAAACUUUGGAUCGGCACAUGGCACGCCAGCACAAGCCCGUGGAUCCCGAGGUGGAAGCAGACUACGGGAUGUGCCAGAUACUUGAUUCGAGGCCUCAGCCAGUGUACAAGUGCGAGCAAUGUGACAAUACAUUCUUCACAAAGCUAACGUUGGUGGUUCAUAUGAACCGGUACCAUAAGAUCAGACGCGAGGCAGCGAUCUCGGCCGCAUCCCCAUCGUUCACUUGCGUGGAAUGCGAUACAGAGCUGCCGCGCCUGCGUCUGCUCGACGAGCACAUGCUGAAGGUACACGGCGGACCAGCGUGCGCGAUCUGCAAACGGCGCUACAAAACGCGGCACGAGCUCAAGCGCCAUCAGCUAAGGCACAACAGCGAACGGAACGUGCUGUGUUCGCAUCCCGGCUGCGGAAAGACCUUCUUCACCAAGCGCCACAUGCGCAAUCACUCCAAGGUCCACACGGAUGAGAAGAACUUCAUUUGUGAGAACUGCGGCUACAGCUGCCGCAACAAGGAGACGUUGCGAGUUCACAUCCGCAGUCACACGGGCGAACGUCCGUUUGGGUGUAAGGUGUGCGACAAGCGAUUCCCAUCUCAUUCGGGACUGCGCGAGCAUAUGGCCAUGCACUCGACAGAUCGGCCGUAUGUGUGCAAUGUCUGCAAUGCCACCUUCUCCCGCCAGAAGGGACUGUACCAUCACAAGUUCCUGCACUCGGAUACAAAGCAGUUUGUCUGCAAGCUGUGCGGAAAUGCCUAUGCCCAGGCGGCCGGAUUGGCUGGUCAUAUGCGCAAGCAUCGCAGCGAGGAGCUCAAUGGUGGAUCGUAGAGCGAACGGGAAACAGAUAAAUAUAGAGAGCUCACGAUCGGAUGGAUAUGGGAUUAAGUUACACACUUUAUAUAUCUUCCAAAUCAUUUACGACCUUCUAUUGUACAAUUUCCGACUACGUUUAAGAACUCAGGCAUAGUCUACAGCCAUACAGGCACUCUUUUCAAAUUUAGUGUUAGUUUAGUUCUACACGACACUCCACUGGUGUUUAUUUGACGAUUUCCGUAACUGCUUUUAAAAUUUUUUGUAUUGAUAAAAAUAUAUGUACCUACUGUACUAUAAUUUAA